AAUUGUGCAAUUAUUAAUGGUGUUAACUAACAGCGAGUCAAGGUAGCUUUGUGUGGCUGGACAGCCAGCCAAAGAAUUUAUUUACUCGAAGAUAUUUGCAAAUCGAUUUGCAUAGAGGGAGGGACAGGAUAAGAGAGAGGAGAUGUAAUAUAUUUGUGUUGCAAUAAUUGUUUAAUUUUCUUUUCUGCCAGCAUAUGCUUUCUUUCUCUCUUUCCAGUUGUCCAUGCUCCUCCCAACUUUUUUUUUUAUUGUUUUUUUUUCAUUUUUCACUCCGUGUACUGAGUUCCUUUUACGAUUUCUGAUUGCUCCAAUCCCCAGUUGAUCAUCCACCUUCCUUUCUCUCUCUCUUUCUCUUUCGAUUUCUCUCCCCUCGGUCAGCAGGGAGGGAGGAGAGGAAGGAAGAAACAGCACAGAAUCCAUCAAUUCUACUUGUUGUUGCUGGCGGCAGGUCACCGCCAUGCAGCAGCAGCAGUCGGGAGGAGGCCCACAAUUCCUGGCCGAGAUGGACGCUACUCGACCUCAGGUGCUGGUCGACCCCACACAGCCGCCGCCGCCGCCGCAGCAGCAGCAGCAGCAGCUGGCGGUCGAGAUCCCCUCGCCGAUCAGCUCCCGUCCGCCGCCGCCGCCGCCUCCUCCUCCGGCAGCGGCCAGUUUCGACGAGCUGGGUUCAGCCGUAUCCGGUGCCGUAGGCUUCCCGGACGACGAGGAGGCAGAGCGAGGCGGACCGUCAGGCAGCAGGUGGCCGCGUCAGGAGACGCUGGCGUUGCUCGAGAUCCGGUCGGAGAUGGACGCCGUCUUCCGGGAAGCCACCUUCAAGGGCCCUCUCUGGGAAGAAAUCUCCAGGAAGCUAGCGGAGUUGGGAUACAAGAGGAACGCAAAGAAGUGCAAGGAGAAAUUUGAGAACGUGCACAAGUACUACAAGCGCACUAAAGAUGGCCGCGCCGGCCGCCAGGACGGAAAGACCUACCGUUUCUUUACCCAGCUCGAGGCGCUCCAUGGCGGUAGUGGCGGAGGCGACGCCACCGCGUCCACUGCCAUCGCAGCGCCGCCACUAACGGCAGCGCCACCCACCACAUUUAGCUUCACUACGGCCUCCAUGUCGGCUCCUCCAGCUGCUACAAGAAUCCAACCGUUUCCCGUCUCAUCCGUCGCCCCAUCACUUCUCUCCACGCCGACAAGGCUGGUGCCCGAGCUUGGGGCCCCACCGCGAAUCUCGAGCUCGGCGGCCUUCGCCGCUGCUGCGGCCGGGAUAAGCUUCUCGUCCAACUCUUUGACCUCUUCUACGUCGGACUCUGACUCGGAUGAGGAGAUGGAGGAGUCCGGCGGCAACGCGGAGGCACGGAAGAGGAAGCGGACCAGUAGUGGUUCGGCUCGGCGGCAAAUGAUGGCUUUCUUCGAGGGAUUGAUGAAGCAGGUAAUGGAGCGGCAGGAGGCAAUGCAACAGCGCUUCCUGGAGGCGAUCGAGAAAAGAGAACAAGAGAGAACGAAGCGAGAAGAGGCGUGGUUCCUGCAGGAGAUGGGGCGGCUCAGCCGCGAGCAGGAGCUGCUGGUUCAGGAGCGCGCCAUGGCGGCGUCCCGAGACACCGCAGUUAUUUCUUACAUUCAGAAGAUCACUGGCCAGUCCAUUCCACUACCGCCGUUCUCCUCCUUAGUACCUGCAUCUUCGCACACUUCACAUAAUCCUCCUCCACCGGCGCCGCCUCCACCAGCAAAUCCACAGCAACCACCGCCAUCUAUACUGAAACAUGAGGCCAAGCGUCCCGCACAAGUGGUCACCGACGGCUUAAGGCCUCAAGCCUCGCCGGCAACGCAGCUUACGCCAAUUACCUCUGAGCCGCAAGAGAGCCCCGGGCCAGGCAGCGGUACUGGCUUCGAGCAGGGGGCGUCGUCGUCGAGGUGGCCCAAGGCGGAGGUCCAUGCGCUGAUCAAUCUGCGGAGUGGGCUCGAGUCGAGGUACCAAGAGGGCGGACCAAAAGGCCCUCUAUGGGAAGAGAUCUCCGCCGAAAUGCAGCGCCUCGGGUACAACCGCAACCCCAAGAGAUGCAAGGAGAAGUGGGAAAACAUCAACAAGUACUUCAAGAAGGUAAAGGAGAGUAACAAGAAGCGGUCAGAGGACUCCAAGACCUGCCCUUACUUCGUCGAAUUGGACGCUCUCUACCGCCGGAAGCAGCUCGGCAAUGCCGGUGGCAUCAGCAGCCUAGGAGCUCAGCAGCAGGAACCUUUCAAUACCGAUCCCGGGACUAGUCAAACCGCAAAAGAACAAUUGCCCCUACCAUUAGACCCACGGCUACCCCAGGAGCAGGGCAAGGAUGAAGAAACGAAUGGCGGAAAUUCAGACACUGGAGGAGUAGUUCAUGUUCCAACUAGCAACGGCGGACACACACCCAGCUGCUUCAUGGACGGAGGAUUAACGAACAAGCCAGAAGACAUUGUGACGGAGCUAAUCAUGGAGCAAAGGCAGCAUCAAGGGCUGGAGGACGUGGACGACGAGACCGAGAGCGAAAAUACUUACCCAGAUGACGACCAGCAUCCCGACGAUGAGGCGGACGACGAGGACAGUAAGCAGCAGUACAGGAUACAGUUUCAGCGUUCCACCGGGGGAAACGGGAUUGUGGCAACCACGACGACGGCGGCGGCGGCGGCGGCCUCAGGAAGUUCUUUCUUGGCUAUGGUUCAGUAAAAAUUUGGCACCUUCUUCAACCGGUAAAUUCCCCUUUGUUACCCUUAAUGUAGCAUAUCCCUAACAUAUACACCCUUCGCGUUUACCUUGCCCCGCUCUUGCAUCUUCAUUCAUCCCUCCUCUGUUAUUUUAUUUAUUCAUUUGUUAUGUGCAAGGAAUAAGAAUCCCACCGUGCUAGCCAACAAAUUAACGUUUAUCUCUUACAGACGACGAAGCAAGCUCGGUAGAAACAGAGCUAGAGACGCAAAGUGUAAUUAGAUCUGUUAAGAUGUACUACACUAUUUGCUCAAUAAGAUUUUUGUGCAUGUGCUUCAUUCA
This is a messenger RNA of Zingiber officinale, 2998 nucleotides long. RefSeq names its product trihelix transcription factor GTL1-like. The record is from RefSeq and is a predicted model, not a curated record. NCBI's taxonomy places the organism in Eukaryota, Viridiplantae, Streptophyta, Magnoliopsida, Zingiberales, Zingiberaceae. The coding region runs from base 458 to 2680 and encodes 740 amino acids. The transcript is spliced from 3 exons.